AGAAGAAGGAAAAAAAAAAGGUGCAUAAACGUAUAUAAAUAUACAUGUGAUUUAUAAAGUCGACGGAACGGAGGAGCAGGAGGAGAAGGAAGAGGCUGCGGUGGAGGAAAAACACAAAAAGGGGGAAAAAGUCCAGAAAAAGCUGCAGAAAAAGGUUGAAAGCACUUGGUUUUUUCCUUAUUAAGGCGAAGAUACAAUAUUUAUUCCGUGUCUCCUGGGAUGCUCCGACUCGUCUAUUGUCCUCCCCAUUCCUCAGUGCUGAUGCUUAAUUUUCAAAACUUCUAUAUUACCAAGGGACCUACGACAUCAGCCGAGAAAUACCCUGCAAGUACAAAAUCCGUGCGCCAGCCCCGUCCGUGCAGAGGGGAGACGCGCGCCUUCCGCCAGCCUUUUCUGCUACCGUUUCUCACCAGAAAACCACGACGGCGGGACUCGUUGCAUUUCUCUCUGCCCUUUUCUCCUGGAAGGAUUUAAGGCUUUUUCGCUCUAAUUUUUUGCACCAGACCGACGGAGAGAAGGAGGAGAAAAAUAACCACGGGGUUUACUUUUGGAGAAAGCACCAUGUCAGCGACCUUCCCCGGACUUGUCCACGACGCAGAGAUACGUCACGACGGAUCAAACAGCUACCGGCUCAUGCAGCUCGGCUGUCUGGAGUCCGUGGCCAACUCCUCGGUCGCCUACUCCUCCACCUCGCCGCUCACCUACCCGGCGCCGGCGGGCACGGAGUUCGCGUCUCCUUACUUCUCCGCCAACCACCAGUACACGCCCCUGCACCACCAGUCCUUCCACUACGAGUUCCAGCACUCGCACCCGGCCGUGGCCCCGGAGGCCUACGGCCUGAACUCGCUGCACUCGGGCCAGUAUUACCAGCAGCUGCACCACGGAGAGCCGGCCGACUUCAUCAACCUGCACAGCGCGCGCUCGGCGCUCAAGUCCUCCUGUCUGGACGAGCAGCAGCGGCGCGAGCUGGGCUGCCUCGACGCCUACCGCCGCCAUGACCUGUCUCUGAUGACGUCACACGGCUCCCAGGCCUACGGCGUCGGCAUGCACCACCCGGACCAGAGGCUGCUGCCCGCCGCCGGCCUGGGGCUGCCCACGUCCGCCUCCGACGACCUGCAGGUACCGGCGUACCUCCGUCACUAUUUAAACCAUUUCCUCCCUCGACACAGAAAUACAGUGUGUGACAGUGGCGUGCACAGAAAAAUCCUCAAAGGGGGCGAGUGGGCACCCUCAGAGUGGGCACCCUCAGAGUGGGCACCCUGCUUGAUAUAACUGAUGGGAAAAGAGUGAACCGUCACGUGAUUCCUCCAAUAUUGAUCCACUUCAAAAAGCAUGAACCCAUUUAACCCGUUUACUGACAGGCAGUAAACAAAUAUACUAUAUUUAUUAUUGUGGACCACACAGCGGUUUGGUGGUAUGAAUAGAUGCCUCAGGACAAAAAGGUCACCAGUUUGAGUCCCAACUUUUGUCAAGUUCCAGCUGGAUUUGG
Cynoglossus semilaevis (tongue sole) is the source of this 1489-nucleotide messenger RNA. Its product is annotated as transcription factor AP-2-delta-like. The record is from RefSeq and is a predicted model, not a curated record. Lineage: Eukaryota; Metazoa; Chordata; Actinopteri; Pleuronectiformes; Cynoglossidae. The transcript has 2 exons. The coding region runs from base 562 to 1272 and encodes 236 amino acids.